CUGCCGUUUGAACUAACGACUAGAGCUGCUGUUUAUAAAGCGCUCCGUCGAAAAAAGAAAUGUCCAGAUUCUACAAAUAUUUUGACGUGAUCUGUUCUCACAUAGUCGUUUUAGGGACCACUCCGAUAGGCAACGUGGUAAAAUAGCAAUAAAAUGGAAGAAAAACUGUGUUUUGUGCUGCUAGCUUGCGCAGCAUUUGGAAUUUACGGCGUGGAUAGCAUCGUGGGAGGUCACAGAUCUGUUUCUAAUGCGGCGCCGUUUAUGGUUUCCGUGCAGAACCCAACGCACAUCUGUGGCGGAGUCUUGGUCGGCGAGAAUUGGGUUCUAACGACGGCGUCUUGUGUUCAAGGAAAAACCAUUCUCAAGGUCCUCGUCGGCUCAGAUCGGUUACUGACCAACAUGCAACGUGUCGAUGUAUCUAGCAUGGUUAUUCACACACAGUAUAAUCAAACUUCUGGAGCCAAUAAUAUUGCGUUACUCAAAUUGGCAAAAUCAGUGACUUCAGCUCGCGUUAAAACUAUUGCAUUGAACGACAUCGCCGUAACAAGCGGGCUUACGACUGAGUUCUAUGGAUGGGGCUCACUAGUUUAUGGUUCAUCUGCAAGAUCCAAUGAGCUGCAAACACUCUAUCAGAAGACAUUGAGUACAGUUGAUUGCAAGGCAAAGUAUCAAAACGUGUUGGGAUUACAAAAUAAUCAGAUUUGUGCGCAUAUCCAGAUGGGUCAAACUGCAUGUUCGAAGGAUCAAGGUGGACCGCUAGUGAGGUACAGCAACAAAAAGCUCCUAGGAAUCUAUGCUCAUGGCGUACAAUGUAGUGGAAUGUAUCCAGAUGCGUUCGUGAGCGUUUUUCCAUACAAAUCGUGGAUUGAAACAACAAUGGCAUCAAGAUAAUCUUAACAUGUUAAAAAUUGGAAAGAGGCAGGAUUGGAUUUUGGAAAAGUGCUUUAAUUUUUCAACUCAUCAUUUAUUAUUUUAUAAAUUCUUAGCGAUUCGAAAAAUAAAAAUCUUUUUUUAGGUAACACUUUUUUUGAACAUCGUCUUUUUCUCAGAGUAGCAAAAUAAAAUCGUCUCUAGUGACAAACAAUACAAUAUUUGAACGGUUUAA
Molecule: messenger RNA, 1105 nt
Organism: Aedes aegypti (yellow fever mosquito)
Lineage: Eukaryota; Metazoa; Arthropoda; Insecta; Diptera; Culicidae
Product: chymotrypsin-2
Exons: 3
Coding region: 154-891 (245 amino acids)
Biological process (GO): proteolysis
Molecular function (GO): serine-type endopeptidase activity
Source: RefSeq, a predicted model, not a curated record